Molecule: messenger RNA, 5260 nt
Organism: Thrips palmi
Lineage: Eukaryota; Metazoa; Arthropoda; Insecta; Thysanoptera; Thripidae
Product: E3 ubiquitin-protein ligase KCMF1-like
Exons: 9
Coding region: 252-1814 (520 amino acids)
Biological process (GO): synaptic signaling
Cellular component (GO): plasma membrane
Molecular function (GO): zinc ion binding
Source: RefSeq, a predicted model, not a curated record
CCGCACAGUGCAGACGUCUCGUCGGUUCGGUUCGGGCGGUACAGAACAGAGUCGGGCUUUCCGGACGAAACAUCGUGACGUCAUUAUGGCCUAGAUGGGUUAGGAUUGGCGAUGGAAAUGAACUAAAAUUUUCGUCAAUGAAAUUGUUAUUAUGAAGCUCACUGCAAUACUCACGUCUAGUAUUAUUUGAAAGGGGAAAUUGUUGCUCAUUGUUGGCGCUAGUUUCGAAGUCGUGGGGGCACUGCGUUGAAAUGUCUCGUCAUGAAGGUGUGAGCUGCGACUCCUGUUCUAAACGUAACUUUCGUGGUCGUCGCUACAAGUGUCUUGUCUGCUAUGACUAUGAUUUAUGCUCAUCAUGCUACGAAACAGGGGCCACUACGCCUCACCACACGACAGGCCAUCCUAUGCAGUGUAUUCUCACCCGAUCAGACUUCGAACUUUACUACGGUGGGGAAUCACUAACUGUUGAACAGCCCCAAUCUUUCACUUGCCCGCACUGUGGAAGAAUGGGCUUGACUGAAACAACUCUCCAGGAACAUGUGACUUUAGAUCACAUGGUCACCACUGCUGAAGUGGUUUGUCCAGUUUGUGCAUCGUUACCUGGAGGUGAUCCUAAUCUCAUGACUGAUGACUUAUCUGGCCAUUUGAAUCUUGAGCAUCGAAGUGGACCUCGAGAUCUUAUAUCAUUUCUAGAUGAACCAGCUAGUCUUCGGCAUGGUGGCGUCCGUCGUGGUCCUCAUGCAUCAAGAGGUGUUGGUGGUCCAAGGCCUAGGAGGUGCAACAUGCAUUUCAGUACUGGUGGCUUAUCUUCUAUAUCACCUUCAACUCGAGACACUGUGGACCCCAUUGCUGAGCUACUGUCCCAGCUGUCUGGCGUCCGACGAUCAACGGCUAGUACUUCAGCUCAAAGCUCGACACCAUCUCAAUUACAACAGCUUCAAAUGCAGCUGCAGUUGGAACGUCAGCAGGUGAGGGCGGCACGACAGCAGCUAGAGAGGCUACCUCGACGCCAGGCACAAACAAGCACUUCAAAUGCAGCCAGUGGCACUGCAGCUGCCCCUACAGCCUCAGCGGCAGCUGUCGUCAGCGCUAGUUCUGCAAGUUCGAAUGGAGAGUUAGGUUCAAGCACACCCACUGCACCUGUUAACUUACAGUUUUUACUUUCAAGGUGCACUGAGCCGCCUCUCACUGAAGCAGAACUACAAGCAGCAGAGCAGGAGCGAGCUGAUCACAGUCUGUUUGUUCAAGAGCUAGUAAUGUCCACUUUGUCGGACUCAACUGCCUCAAUUCUUUCCUUGGGUCAGAAUGCAGUAGCCCCAAAUAGGAAUAGCGAAAACAGUGAAACUUCUUCAAGUAGGGAGUCUCCCGGUGGAGGAGGGGGGGCAAGGGUUCAAUCUUCUCCACCUUCUUCUGCCCCCUCCACUGGCUCUUCGUCCAGCUCUUCAUCAGUCCCAGCUUCAUCUCAGCAAAGGGCUGCAACAGGAGCUGUCGCUGCAAAGCGCAGCAGCACUAGGGGUGUGGGGCCCGUGACUGCAUCAAGUGGAAGUUCACGCAACCAAGCGCAGGCCGCGCAGGCCGCGCAGGCGCAGUCCCAACAAGUGGCCCAGCCUCAACAGCAACCGCUACACCUUCGCGAUCGUGGCGCAGUGAUGUCUCUGCAAAACCAGCCAUCCCAGCAGCCUCCACAACCCAUGCGCGUCGUCACAGGCACGGGCACCAUCCGGGAAGUGGUCGCAGCACCUAGCUACGGCAGUCCAGGAUCAAGCAGGAGAAAGCCAGUUCGCACUGCAACUGAGCCACCACCGCCUCACUAAAAGUGUUCAUAGUUCUAGUCCUUAUGCCUGUUUCUAGGUAACUAAAGCAAGUCCCUCCCCCUCUCCCCUCCCUGUCACCUUUCUUCAUCCAAUUGUUUUCUUGUCCUUUUCUCCCAAGUUUUGACCUAGUUAAUAAAGUUUCACAUAGUGAAAAUGGUUGCUAUUUAUGAUUUAUUGGACAGCUGGGGUGGUUUGAGAUUAUCUUAUGAAUUGCUUUACCCAAUGUUGGCAAUAUGUUUCAUUGAUUAUUCUUGUUGAUCCAGCUCAAGGUGCUUAGCUACUUGUUUUGUGUUUGUUUCCUGCGGGUUGCCUGAAUUCAAAUUUUUGAGUACAUUAAAAUUAUACUUUUUUUAUCACUGUGCAUUAAUGACACAUUAAAAUAAGUACUAAUUUUGUACAAUUCUCAUCUCAUGAAAUUUCAUGGUGAUGGUUCCUUUAGCAUUAAUCAUUUGAGCAUUCAGAAGUGGGUGCAUGUAAUGGAAGGGGGUGAGAGGGGGAUAUUCUCAAGCCAGCUGGCUUAACACCUGAACUGAUAGACUGAGAAUAUUGUGCGCACUUUUCAGCAAAAUUAAUGCCAGUUUUCUUCUUUUUUUGCAAUUGAAAUGAAAUAAAACUACUUUCUCCUGCUGCUGGGAACAUACUUUUGCACCACUGGCAUGACUAGGAUCUUCUCGUGGCUUCCUUUGGCUGUCUUUUAUUUAGUAUUUGCUUUCUGCUCAAAUUUGAAAUUGAAACCAGUGAUGCUGUUUUCCCUUUGGUGUACAAUUGAACAGUGUUUUGCUUGCCUUGGAAUUUUGAUUCUUCUUGGUAAACUUGCUAACUUUCCAUCUGUUGGCUUCAAAAUAAAUCCUUGUAGUAUGAGUAGUUUGUGCUUGUUAUUAGCUCAGUCAUCCAUAAACUGCCUCAUUCUCAUGGUUUAUUCCUUGUUAAUUGUUUUUUUGUUGUUGUUUUCAUGUUACAAUCAUUCAUUUUAUUGAUCUAUCAUAACAGAACUGGUAGCAGGCAGACCCCACUUAGAUGAAUUGUUGAUGUGGCAUUCGUAAUUGUAUGUUGUGUUGAUGCUCCCUUCACUUAGCUAGCUGACAUUGUAGUGUGUGACAUCAUUUUGGUCCCCUGAUAAGCCUUUUUUAGCUAUGUUUUUGCUGCAAGAGCGUGUGAUUAAACACAUUUUUAUGCUUUGGUAGUCUCUUUUAUUAAAUAUAUAUUUUCUUUAAUCAAAUAUUGGCUGUGUCAGACAAAUUCAGAGCACAAGGGUUAAUCAUCAAAAUUCAUGGUGAACAGUUGUCAUUGACUUGUGUCGCCUUAAUAAUAACUUUAAGACCAAGAAAUUGAUUGCAUUAGAAGUGCUGUUUAGUUUCCAAAAUUCACAACUUUGCCAACUUCUUUUGGUUGUAACCAAGAGAAUCUAUGUAUAGGUAUUUCAUAAUUCGAAUUAUCUAGUGUUGAAGGCUGUGGACAUAUCUACCAACUGAAUAUAUUUUUUAUGUCCUGACUUAGUCCAAAACAAGUCCAGUCGUUGAGGAAUUCUGUUCUUUUGUAUGACUAUUUUAAAAUUAACGUGCAUAACUGAAUCAAAGCCUUGGCACCUCGGCAAAUUCUUUCAGUGUUAUUUCUGAAAUGCUUCAAUAACUAAUUUAAUUUCAUCCUAACCUAUGAGCAGAUUAAGUAAGAAAAAUUUAAUUAUAAAUGGCGGAUAUAGAGUACCAUCAUCAUGGGGGUUUGGCAGAGUUGAGGGAAGUAUGAGGAACUGUCCCAGCAAACAUCCCUUCCAAGGAUGUUGUUCAGGGGAAGUGAAAUACUAAAUAGAAACGCAUCUGGAUAUUGAACUAAAUUUUCCUUAGAUACAACUCCUUUCUAGUUAUGGGAAUAAUUCUCAAGUGUUUUAACUUAAUUUGUAAAUUAUUUCAUUGCUGAAUGUUGUGGACAUUUGGUGUUCUGUGAUGAGAUUAACCAACUUGUGGACAUCGGCUAUUAACAAGUUUGUGUGCACAUUUGUCUGUUGUGUGACCUCUUAAGAAUUUAUAUUAAAUGUAUAUAUUUAAAUAUAUACAUAUGGUGUGCGCUUGUGUGAGUGCGAGUGUGUGUAUGGUUGUAUAGUUGUGAGUGUCCAAUUGUAAAUUUAGCCAAUGUGUUAAAUGCCCAUACCCUUAUUUUCCUCUUUGAUUCUUACCCCCUUUAAACUAUCUGUAAGGGGAGGACUGAUCAAUAAGCAAGCUCUAUUUGGAUAGUGAUAAAUUUGAUUUAGUUUGUCUGAAUUUAGAAGAGGAAGAAGGUUCACAUUGCUGAGCAGUAGACUGAUGUAUAUUACAGAGAUGGCUAUGGGGUUUCUCCGAGCCUAAAGGUUCUUUACCAAUCUGAACAUUUUACUUGUUUCCCCACAAAUUAGAUACUCUGUGAGUGUGUGUGCAAUUAAUUAGUGAUCGACGCAUUGCAUAACUCUGGCUGAAAUGUAUGAUGUAUUCUGGGCAAAGAACUAUUUUGUUAUUUCAGUAUUUGUUACAACCCAUUUGCCAAUAUAUUAACUAUCUUAAUGAACAAACAGAAAUCGAAACCUUUUGCUAAAGCAAGACUUUUCUUGAUUGGCUUAGCUAUAACCUUGAACUUGAGCUGAGCAAAAAGUGAACUAAUGUUUUGCUGUGGAAACCUUCGAAUUUGUGGUAUUCACUUUGAGGAGAACAUUUCCCUAUUUGACUCAUUGAGGAAAAAGUUUUUUCCUGCUGUUAUCAUGUGUUAGGUACUUUUUAAUCUACAUUGGUGAGGAGGGCUCUCAUGCUACCCAACUAAGUAUUUUGUAAAUACGUCAGUUUAUCUUAAAGAUUUCCUUGUUUUUAACAUCAUUGGUAAAUUGAUUCACAAAUAAAUAUAAAUUGGAAAAAAAAUACUGUUUUGUUGAAUUGUAAAGAUUGUAGCUAUCUGCUAGUCUCCUUGAAAUAUGUGAUACAAAAGAAAAAAUAUAAAAAAGAAAGUAAGGGAACCUUAUCAGCUUAAAUCUUACUGGACCUUAAGGCAUACAAUACAAGUGCAUUCUCCAUCAUACCUCAGUUACUGGUGGUAAAAUAAGAUUGCUGCUUGUUUCAAAUGAAAAGAUGCUUCUGCUGUCUGACAGUCUUGAGAGUGUGUGUAGAUCAUGUCAAUGUAUCUUCUCUCCCCUAAUAAACAUAUAAUUGAAACUGAGACAGUGGGCUCUUUUUUUGUUACUAAUGAUUUUUUUUCUGUUGAAAUUUCUUGAUUGUUAUCCCUGUUUUGUUGCGAAACUAACCUUUCACACUCACAUUACAAUGAAUGAACUUCAUCUGAUUCUGGAAACACGAUCAAGGCUUUGUGAUAAUUGCUCACCCUGCCAAGUGCUAUGGGCUUGCGGUGUGGUUUGUUAGUGUUCUUGUAUUGUAUGUUUCUUCACUAUCAAAUUGGAAUUUUAUUUAUAAAUAUAAAAUCUUGUAGCACAA